Beta vulgaris subsp. vulgaris (sugar beet) is the source of this 1656-nucleotide messenger RNA. Its product is annotated as peptidyl-prolyl cis-trans isomerase CYP40. The coding region runs from base 211 to 1296 and encodes 361 amino acids. Gene Ontology annotation, molecular function: peptidyl-prolyl cis-trans isomerase activity; protein binding. Gene Ontology annotation, biological process: protein folding; protein peptidyl-prolyl isomerization. NCBI's taxonomy places the organism in Eukaryota, Viridiplantae, Streptophyta, Magnoliopsida, Caryophyllales, Amaranthaceae. The record is from RefSeq and is a predicted model, not a curated record. The transcript has 10 exons.
CAAAACUAAAUAGGUAGCCGGCGGGAUUUAACCGUAAAAAGGACAAAAACGUUUGAAAUAAAAAGCGGGACCAACCAACUCUUUCUUCCACUUCUAUUUCCACAAUAUUGCGUUAAAAUCAAUCAACUUUUUUUCUUCAUUUUUUUAGGGUUCUUUCAAUUUUAUUGUAUCUUCAUUUUUCAGUGAGAAAUUUCUUACUACAACUCAAAAAUGGCGAGAAAAAGAUGUUACCUUGACAUAAGUAUUGGCGAUGAACUUGAAGGUAGAAUUGUUGUUGAGCUAUUUAACGACGUCGUUCCGAAAACCGCCGAAAAUUUCCGAGCACUUUGUACUGGUGAAAAAGGUAUUGGGCCCCACUCCGGUGUACCGCUUCAUUACAAGGGAAGUUCGUUUCAUCGUGUUAUCAAGAGCUUUAUGAUCCAAGGAGGAGACAUAUCAGCUGGAGAUGGUACUGGAGGGGAAUCAAUAUAUGGGUUGAAAUUUGAGGAUGAAAACUUUGAGUUGAAACAUGAACGGAAGGGAAUGUUAUCAAUGGCUAACUGCGGGCCUAACACCAAUAGCUCUCAGUUUUUUAUUACUACUACUCGGACUUCUCAUCUGGAUGGGAAGCAUGUUGUAUUUGGUAGAGUGAUUAAAGGUAUGGGAGUUGUUCGUUCCAUCGAGCAUGUCAAUGCUGAUGAAAGUGAACGCCCUAGCCAGGAUGUUAUUAUUGCUGAUUGUGGUGAGAUUCCUGAGGGGGCUGAUGAUGGCAUCUCAGAUGUAUUCAAGGAUGGUGAUACCUAUCCUGAUUGGCCAGCUGAUCUCGAUCAGAGUCCUGAUGAACUCUCUUGGUGGACUGAUGCUGUUGAUUCUAUUAAGGCACUUGGAAAUGAACAUUUCAAAAAACAGGACUAUAAAAUGGCUCUAAGAAAGUACAGGAAAGCCCUACGCUAUUUAGAUGAAUGCUGGGAGAAAGAUGGGAUUGAUGAAGAGAAAAGUGCAUCAUUGCGAAAAGUCAAGUCGCAGGUUUUCACAAAUAGUUCGGCCUGUAAGUUAAAGCUGGGAGAUUUAAAGGGCGCUUUAGUGGACACUGAAUUCGCAAUGCGUGAUGGAGAGGAUAAUGUCAAGGCUUUGUUUCGCCAAGGACAGGCCCAUAUGGCUCUUAACGACAUAGAUGCUGCUGUUGUAAGUUUCAAAAAGGCAUUAGACCUGGAGCCUAAUGAUGCUGGUAUCAAAAGAGAACUAGCUAGUGCAAGGAAGAAGAUUACUGAUAGACGUGACCAAGAGAGAAAAGCCUACUCUAAGAUGUUCUCGUAGUUCUACUGCACUAUAUGAUACAGUCGAUGUCGUUGGAAAGUUCAGGCAAUUUGCUUUACAGGCUCCGCCCGAGCUUAAAUGAGCAGCAACCUUCAGUUCUGGUGGAAUUAUCGGGGUGGUGCCUGCAAAGUACAAAUCCUGAGCCAGGUCUGCCGGUGAACUUUGGAAAUCAAGACUUUCCAGCAAGAUCUUUUCUAGGGAUACAAAAAGAGAAAAUGAACAAAAAAGACUUUCGAACAUUUCUGAAGAGUUUACUCUUAUAUUGAUAACAACAUUAUGUUUAAAAGAUGGGAACUUUGGACGAUUUUGAUUUUCCAUUUCUGAUCAAUGUGAUGAUGACUGGUACUAAACUUGGACUCA